Messenger RNA from Drosophila miranda, 1758 nucleotides. Its product is annotated as SH3 domain-binding protein 5 homolog. Gene Ontology annotation, biological process: intracellular signal transduction; negative regulation of protein tyrosine kinase activity. Bases 1 to 1449 code for a protein of 482 amino acids. The transcript has 5 exons. The record is from RefSeq and is a predicted model, not a curated record. Gene Ontology annotation, molecular function: protein kinase inhibitor activity. Gene Ontology annotation, cellular component: cytoplasm. Lineage: Eukaryota; Metazoa; Arthropoda; Insecta; Diptera; Drosophilidae.
AUGCAUACACAGCCGGGCUACCUUGGCUGCGGUUUGUCGUACGGAGACGUACUAAGCGAAGGCCCUUUUAUAUAUAUUGAAUUGGAGAAUCUCAAUAGUGCUACGGAUGAGAUAAACAAGCUGGAGAUCGAGUUGGAGGAGGCCAAUUCCACCUUUCGGAUUCUGUUGAACGAGUCCACACGGCGCCUGAAGCUUUCAUCCAAGAAGCUGGGCAGCUGCAUCGAGAAGGCCCGUCCCUACCAUGAAGCUCUAGAGAAGGCACGCGAGGCACAAAUCGAAUGCCAGCAGGCUGCGGUUAAAUUCCAACGAGCCAAUGAAAUUCAUGCCGCGGCCAAGGAAACGGUGGCGCUGGCCGAGCAACGUUUCAUGUCCAACUCACACGAAUGGCAGUUCGACAACGCCUGGCAGGAGAUGCUGAACCAUGCCACCCAAAAGGUGAUGGAUGCCGAGACCCAAAAGGCCGACUGCCAUGCCGAGCACCAGAGACGGACGCGUCUCUUCCACACUGCCGAGCAGAAGUUGCAGCAGCUGGAGGACCGCUUCAGGAGGAGCAUCAACAAGUCGCGACCCUACUUCGAGGAGAAGCAAGUGUGCCAGGAUCAACUCCAGACCCAAAAGAAUCGAAUUCAAGAGGUGCAACAGCAGGUGGCUGGGGCAAAGAGCACUUAUUCCACGGCUUUGCGUAAUCUGGAGAGGAUUAGCGAGGAUAUACAUAGGCAGCGCGGGGAUUAUCCCACACCGCCAGGACCCCGCGAGCCGGGAGUCGGUGCCGAGCUGAACUCGCCCACGUCCAGUGCGUUGCCUUCGCUGCCGGACUUUCACAUGGAGCUGGAGAAAUGCGACUAUCCCUCUAUAGCCGGCAGUCAAAUGUCAUUGGCGGUAAAACAGCCAACCAACACAGCGGAAACUGAGGACGAGGAGGAUGCCUGCGACUACGAUGAGACGGGGGCUAGAGAAUUUCGAGGCGCGGUCGACGAAGGCGAUCUGGAGGCCCUGCGUCAGAAGGUGAAAAUCCUCGCAGUGCGCCCCAUCGAGGGCGGGGAUGGUCAGCAGCAGAACGAUGUCUGGGAGCACGAAUUGAAGGCCACGGUGGAUAAACUGGAUCAUCUAAUGAUGCUCAAGGAGUCAGCCAAGCGGCAGCAAACCGAAAGGUUGAAAUCAACCGAGCAGAGGCUCGAAUCCCUUGGAGCCGAGGCCCUUGAACGCCACUGCGAUGUUGUGGUGAAGAUCACAAACACAACCAGCUUGCCAGUCACACCCCAGCAUCACCAGCAGGAGCCGCCGACGCCCAUCAAGAAGCUGCAACAGCAGCUGGCCCCCUUGCCCUCGGUAAAUGUGUCCAUGCGGGAGCUGCCGCUGCUGGCGCGUCUCUCAAACGAGCUCCUGGACCGCAGAAAUGCUGCCAUUGUCGGAGUGCGUCGUCAGCUACGCAGGCGCUCCGUGGAAUAGGAAAGGAAAAGGCGGAGGAAGAGGGGAAGCAGCAGGGAACAGGAGAUUUGUUUAUAUUAAAUGAAUAAUUGUAAAAGAUAAAUGCCGCAUUUAAGUACACUCUCAACGAUAAGUCUACACACCUACAUGAUAUAUAUUUUCGUAUAAAUGUUGAGCAAUUUCUGAUCUAAUGUCUCUGUAUUUGUUUCUCACUGUUAAUACUAUGAAUAUGUAAAUGUUUUGUGAUUGAAAUGCGUAAAAAAACAGAGAAGAUGAGGAGCAGGAGCUCUGCAAACAAUAAGCAGCUUUAAGUUAACUUUAACAUGAAUA